Molecule: messenger RNA, 2305 nt
Organism: Coregonus clupeaformis (lake whitefish)
Lineage: Eukaryota; Metazoa; Chordata; Actinopteri; Salmoniformes; Salmonidae
Product: alpha-(1,3)-fucosyltransferase 11
Exons: 7
Coding region: 136-1686 (516 amino acids)
Cellular component (GO): Golgi membrane
Molecular function (GO): alpha-(1->3)-fucosyltransferase activity
Source: RefSeq, a predicted model, not a curated record
UCCCAGAUUAUUUCCCUUUCUUUACUGCUUCCUCAGGUCUUUGUCUCCGCCCAAAUAAAUAUUUCCAGAGGAAAUUCCUGAGUUCUGUGACAGAAAAAAAGAGAGGAACGCACCUACAUUCAUGUGUUUAUUGUAAUGAUAACGAUGUCUGUGGAGUGGAGGCUGGGGGCCAGGCUGGUGCCCUGCUGUGUGUGGUUGUGUCUGGGGCUGCUGUGUCUCCUGUCCACCCUGCCCUGUUCCUGGUCCCAGGACCCCCUUUACGUUGGCGACCCCAUGGAUAUUGGGGACCCCAUGGAUGCAGAUCGGGGUGCCUUCCAGCCGCAGAGUGCCCUGUCUGACAUGGAGUUCUCUUCCAUUGCUUCCUACCGCGGCCCCGGCAACAAUGACUCACGUGGCAACAAGGAGCUGCCCAUCCUGUUGUGGUGGAGUGCAGGACUCUUCCCUCAUUUCCCCGGAGACACAGAACGCAUCGACUGUCACUCCUCCUCCUGUCUGGUCACACGCAAUAGGAAGGUUCAACUGUACCGACGCACCUCCUCCAUCAUCUUCUAUGGGACAGACUUCAGGGCCUACGAGGCUCCUCUUCCCAGACCCUCUCACCAGACCUGGGCCUUAUUCCACGAGGAGUCCCCCAUGAACAACUACGUCCUGUCCCACAGCCCAGGCAUCAGGCUGUUUAACUACACAGCCACCUUCAGGAGGGGCUCAGACUACCCUCUGACCCUGCAGUGGUUGCCCUCCCUGGGAUACCUGCUCCAACCCGUAGCCGUGUCUCUGGAGCAGAAGAACCACUGGAGGAGAGAGGGCCUGGCCCCAAUCAUGUACAUGCAGUCACACUGUGAUGUCCCCUCUGACAGGGACAGAUACGUACAGAAACUCAUGAAGUACAUAGAGGUGGACUCAUAUGGAAAAUGUCUGAACAAUAAGCCCCUCCCCCAGUACCUGGAGGACACAAGCACGGCCACAGGGGAGGACGCCGGCUUCAUGAGCUUCACAGCACGCUACAAGUUCCACCUGGCCCUGGAGAACGGCCUGUGUCAGGACUACAUGACAGAGAAGCUAUGGCGGCCUCUCCACCAGGGCUGUGUACCAGUCUACCGCGGCUCCUCCUCAGUAGCCAACUGGAUGCCCAACGACCACUCUGUCAUCCUUAUCGAUGACUUCCCAUCACCUCAGGACCUAGCCAAGUUCCUCAAGGCGCUGGAUGAGAACGAUGAAGAGUAUGCUAAGUAUUUAGAGUUUAAGAAGCCGAGCCGUGUUACCAACGUUGGCCUGUUGGAGGCACUGGAGAGCAGGGAGUGGGGCGUGAACGACAUGAGCAAACCCAACUACCUCAACGGCUUCGAGUGCUAUGUCUGUGACCAGGAAAAUACCAGACUGGCAGCUGAACGGGCUUAUAGGAAAGCCCCAGAGAAGAGCCCGCCCCCCCAGCCUAAGAUGGCCAAUAAUUCUCAUAUGGGAUGUCCUCUACCCAGCCCAGGGUUUGGAGACAUUCAGGACCUACACACCAAUGACAGUGUGUGUUUUUUCAGCUGGGUCCAGAUGUGGCCCCAGGACUACUGGCAGAGCCUAGAUCAGGCUGAAGGAUUGGAGUCUCUCAUCAGACAUAACGAGUCGGACCCUGCACUGCUCUGGCAUCACAUCCAGGAGAUGGCUAUGAGGAGGGCCAGAGGAGGACAGGCAUAACUAGUCGAACCCUGCACUGCUGAGGAACCACAUACAGGAGGAGAGCCAGAGGUAACUGAGAAAGUUCCUUAUUGACUGAAAGAGGACAAGGAAAGAAAGCCAUCUAUUUGGACAUGUCCAGAGACUUGCACCCCUAAACCAGUGAGUGGGGCAAACCAGAGAGAUAUGGACCAGCAAUGCUUGGAGAAUCUACCACAAUGUUAAUUAACUGUUACUGAACUAGAGAAGAUGAACUGUUACUGAACUAGAGAAGCUCAACUGUUACUGAACUAGAAGAUGUACAAAAAAAUUAUAAUACAUAAUUGUUUUAAAAUGCCAUCCACUUGAGGUGUCUGGUAGCCGUAUCUGUGGUACCAAAGGGCCUAAUGUAUGUCAAAGUUACAGUAGAUGUUUUUUUUUACCCCUCUCUGCAAUGAAAACCUUUGUGCAAUAUAUUUGAUCUUGUUCUAUAGGUCUCAAACCUGUCGCCAUAACUGCCUUUUUCGACAAUCUUUGCAACACUCAAUCAUGUACAACAUUUUUUAUACUCUAUAUUUAUAUCAUGUUUAUGUAUAUCUGUUUUAUUGUUUAUUGACAGAAAAAGCAUAAGACAAUUAAAAAUGAAAAUGUGAAAAAAAUA